AUGGCACCGAAGAAAGUGGAACCCAAGAAGACGGAGGUGAAGAAGGUGGAGGCGAAGAAGGAAGAGCCUCCUCCGCCCCCCAAACCUGUGGAGCCUGAAUCCAAGCCUCCCGAGGUGGACCUGAAGAGCAUCGUGGUGGAGUUCACCCCCGACCAGAUCGAAGAGUUCCGGGACGCCUUCACGCUGUUCGACGAGACGCCCGCCGGUGAGAUGAAGAUCACUUUCGCCCAGUGCGGCGACGUCAUGCGAGCGCUCGGCCACAACCCCACCAACGGCGAGGUGCUGAAGCUGCUGGGGAGGCCAAAGGCGGAGGAGAUGAAUGUCAAGCUGCUGGACUUUGACACCUUCCUGCCAAUGCUCCAGCACGUGGCGCGCUCCAAAGAGCAGGGCACCUUUGAGGACUUCGUGGAGGGUCUGAGGGUGUUCGACAAGGAGGGCAACGGCACGGUGAUGGGGGCCGAGCUCCGCCACGUCCUGGCCACGCUGGGAGAGAAGAUGACGGAGAAUGAGGUCGACCGGCUGAUGGUGGGACAGGAGGACGCCAACGGUCUCAUCAACUACACCGAGUUCGUCAAACACAUUCUGGCCGGGUAAAAACCACCUGCCGGGUUCUCGAUGGACUGAGGUUCGGUCGUUCUCUGACGGACUCAGUUUCAGUCGGUUUUGUAGAUUAUUAUAUGCUAAAAAAUUGGUGUGAUACUCCAUUUCCAUAAGAGAUUAACAGAUUAACAGUCCCGGUGCUGGA
Molecule: messenger RNA, 745 nt
Organism: Perca flavescens (yellow perch)
Lineage: Eukaryota; Metazoa; Chordata; Actinopteri; Perciformes; Percidae
Product: myosin light chain 1, cardiac muscle-like
Exons: 1
Coding region: 1-594 (197 amino acids)
Cellular component (GO): myosin II complex
Molecular function (GO): calcium ion binding
Source: RefSeq, a predicted model, not a curated record